Messenger RNA from Cylicocyclus nassatus, 495 nucleotides. The record is from the annotation of a GenBank genome assembly. Lineage: Eukaryota; Metazoa; Nematoda; Chromadorea; Rhabditida; Strongylidae.
GUCCAAGAAUCUUUCACUUCCAGAAUGAGCCGAUUGGUCGCACUUAUUCUAUUCUUACUAGUUACUGAUACUUUUGCACAGUUUGGAGGGUUUGGCUCCAAUCUAUUCGGCGGUGGCUUUAAUCGCGGAUUUGGAGGAGGAUUUAAUCCAGGCUUCGGUGGCGGUUUCAACCGAGGAUACGGUGGAUUUGGCCGUGGAUAUGGUGGAGGAUUCAACCAAGGUUACGGCGGAUUUGGCCGAGGUGGCUACGGUGGAUUUGGACGUGGCGGAUACGGUGGAUUCAACCGUGGAUUUGGUGGAUUCAACAGAGGUUACGGUGGAUUCAACCGUGGAUUCGGCGGAGGAUUCAAUCGAGGAUAUGGUGGUGGUUUCAAUCGCGGAUUUGGAGGAUUCGGUCGAGGCGGAUACGGUGGUGGUUUCAAUCGUGGCUUUGGUGGCUUCGGCCGAUCCGGCUUCGGUGGCUUUGGAGGACCUGGAUUAGGCUUCUUUGGAUAA